This is a messenger RNA of Oreochromis niloticus (Nile tilapia), 4682 nucleotides long. RefSeq lists its product as uncharacterized. The transcript is spliced from 18 exons. Lineage: Eukaryota; Metazoa; Chordata; Actinopteri; Cichliformes; Cichlidae. The record is from RefSeq and is a predicted model, not a curated record. The coding region runs from base 1682 to 3541 and encodes 619 amino acids.
CAGGAAUGCAACACAUGUUGCAGAGGACUUUCACUGCCCUCUGUGCCCCACUUUCAGCCCUACCGUCAGGGCAAAGAUUGAGGAGCAUCUAAGUGUGCAUAUAAAAAAUGCUUUGCAUUUCAACGAUAAAAUGAUAUGCCGGUGCAGGCUGCCUUGUAGGACAACAGGACACUUUCACUGCCCUGUCUGUAAGAUUACAAUCAUACGGCGUGGGGAUAUGGCAAGGCAUUUAUUGUCUUGUCAGCAUUCUUCAAUGCCAAGUCAGCCACCAUUAUCAGGACUGCUCCCCGCUGAACUCUCCGAGGAGACCCCUAUUCUUCCGGCAGUACUCUUCGAGGAGCCCCAUCUCCCCCCCAAGGUUUUGUCUUCGGUAUCUGAACCAUUUUCUGAAUCUUUGUUAGAACAUUCCUAUGCUCUACCCUCUGUGUUCAAUAAAACUGCGGCUGAUGGAAAGUCCAUGAAAAUGACAUGCCCUCACUGUGGCCUUACUCUUCGUACCAAAAACUACAAGGCUCACAUGAUGAGGAAGCACUCCAACCGAUCAAUCGAUGUUUCCCUGGCCAGUCAUCUGCAGUGUGUUUGUGUAGAUGAAACUACAGGGUUAUUUGCUGUGCAGAGAACUGGCCAUGGGUUUUCUGUGCCAGUUCACGUUCAGAGGAAAACAUGGGGGAUGUCUCACAAUAUCAGAUGUGAGCUGGAGGAAUGUCAGCAAUACCAGUUGCUGGCCCACCGGAGCGGACUAGGCUUCAGUUUAUGUGAGCACCUUCACUCACUAGAUUACUGCCGAGAAACUGUAAAGGAGGUUUUUCUUCAAGAGCACAUCGUGAUGGAAAUGGUGGACCUUAAAUGUUUUGGAGAGGCCAAAGCUGCUACAUGCAUAAAGAGACAGAAAGCUGCCCAGAUGGCACAUGCUCCACUUUGUGUGAGGGUGGAUUUUGGUGGAUCCUCAACACAGAUCUGUUUGUCUGUAUUUGAGCUGGAAAUACACAGUUUCUGCCGUCUUGGCAGAAUAUUUGUGACUUACAAUGCUCAGAGGAACACAUGGCAUUGUGCUUGUGCAAAGCCACGAAUAUCAUGUUCUCAUAAAAACAUAGCUAAAUGGCAUCUCUUCCAGACACAGAGAGACAUCUUCAAAUCAACUGUACCACUAUCAUCAGGCACCCCAUCACAGAUGACUCAGGAGAGUUCUUCCUUUGAGGACAAUGCUGCUGUCGAAAGGAGUAUCCGCUAUAUGUUUAAAGAGAAAAAAAUUCCUGGAUCUCUUCCAGAAAAUGUCAUCUCACAGAAAAUGGAUCAUCAGAAACAGCUCUUUCCAUGUGAAACGUUGUGCCAGGUGUGCCCAGAGCACCCAAAACUUGAUGAGGCUGUUCUAGUUACCAAUAAAGCGAGGAUUGUCAGCAUGAUGGGAGUGAUUGAGAAUGUUUCAACACACCAUAGAUCGUGUCCUCGGUGACACUUGGUCUACAGAUACCAGGAGUGGACAGAUGGGCUUCACAACUUUGACAACCACGUUGUUUUGUCUCUUGAACUCUGCCUUUUUUUGAGAGAAAAUCUGCAGAACCAUGUAUCGGCUUCAAGGGUCAUUGACUCAUUGGAGGGCUUAAGAAGAGUGAAGUUUCCUUCUAGGGAUACCAUUUUUCAUGCUUAUUGCCAUUUUGAGGCUUUGACUGACACAGACUACAUGUACUCCUGCAUAAACUGUGGGUUUCACCCCCCUGUGGUAGUUAUGGACUUACACAGAAAAGGGGUGUUCAAGUUAGCAGGCGGCGUGAAGAAUCCAUUUUCAGUUCCACCAAGUUACACGCACUGGGCACCAUGGAUCGGGAGUGAAACUCGAACAAGUGACAUUGUGCUUAACACAGAGUUUCAAAAAGUAGGAACAAGCUCUUCACAUGAAGCAAAGCUUAGCAGUGUCACAGAAGACCGUCUGUUGGAUGAACUCGCCAAACAAAAGGUUGGAGUGGUGAGAAAAUUGUGUAAAGCCUGCAACAUCGACUCCAAAGGCUCCCGCUUUGAUCUCAUCACCAGACUGAGGGAGAAGAUGAAGAGCAGGCAGACAUAUGAUAAGGUCUUUCAAAGCAUAUGGGGGGCCUCUGGAGGAUGGUCUGUAAUACUAUGUCCACAUGGCAUUGUAUACAGUGUUAAAUUUAAUCUUCGUGCUGAAAGUCCCCGGGAUUUUGCUGACCUUCUCCUGUCCUGGAAGCACAUGCCAAACGUCUGUGUUUACGAUUCUGCAAGGGGUUUGGUGGCACACACCAAUUUGCGGGUUCCUGAUAAACUGCCAUUUCAUCCACAUGAAGGUCGACUGGCUGUGCCCACUGAGGAAAAUGUCAAGGCUGCACAGGAUGGAAGCCUGAAAGUGAAUCUUCCAUGGCUACAUGAAAGGAUGGAUAGUGUAAAUGAAAAUCCUCAUCCUGUCACUGGAUCAUCUGACCAUUAUGUCCUGUAUGACAGAUUUCAUGAGGGAAAUACAAAAGAUCCCAAGGACUUAUUACGCAGAGUUCAACUUGUCCCAGAGCUGAAAGGCUGGCUGAACAGUCAAGUUGUUGAACAGUUCUUUGCAAACAUGAGGAAAAGCAAUUACUUUUUAAGUAAUAUGAGUCCAUCCACACAUGUGUUUCUGAUGAGAAAUAUAACUCAUCAUUAUAACACUGUCACCAACAAGAAACUUCUGGAGAGGCAGCUAAGACAUGGUCGACUUGGAAAGAUCAAUAUCUCAUUGUCGGCACUGGGUCAAGCUGUCGUAGCCCCACAGAUGUGCAGUAAACCCAGAGAAACCACAGAAACGGUGUUGAACCCAGCACCUUCAAUGUCUGGUGACACUGAACCUCAGGUAAGAGUUGACAACAAGAAAGCCAAUAGAAGGUCAACAGAUGCAACUUUUCCUGACCUGUGUGGACCACCGUGCGAAGCUCUGACAAAGCCUGAGAACAUUUUGGCCAGCCGUUCAUCAUGGUGUUUUGUACCGCACCCGGGCCAACAACAGCUUCUCAACUAUGUUCUGGACAUCAGCAGACCCAAAGAUGAGCUGAUUGUUGAAACGUCUUCUGGAUGCAUCACGCGGGCAGAUUUUUGGACACUGGGUUUAAACAAACAAAUGGAAUCAACUAUUGGAAAUGGCUGUUUUGAGCUUAUCACUAAAAUUGUUCAGUCAAAGGGGAUAAGCAUUUACAUAGAAAAUCUGUAUGUCACCCGGACUUGGCUUGCACCCUAUGGCUGUGAUCCAUUGCAGUCCUUUCCUACUGAUGCUCAGAGGAUGGACAUCAUAGUUCUCCCUCUCUGGACACCUGGUCAUUUCCAGUUGUGUGUACUGAAGCCACCUAAAAGAGAAAUCCUCUUUCUUGACCCAUUAUACACAAAGGCAGGAUUUGGUGGCCAACAAUAUGUUUCACUUUUGAGGUCACAUUUUUAUAAGCAUGUUUGGUUUGUUCCAGAGUUUUCAGGAACCUGUUCAGUGUUCCAGGUUAAGUGCAUCCCAGAUCAUGUUCUGCUGAUCUUGAGUGUUCACACAUACAGUACACUCACAUGCUUUUUUUUAUAAACUAUAUCAGUAUGAUGCUUCAACAUUUUAUUCUAUUUCUCAUCUUCACAUUCUGAUCAAGUCAGUGAUGCUGUCUUUAGAUGAGUUUCAGACAUAAAUAGGGUCUUCAAAUGUUCUAGUUUAACAUAAAACACCAUUAAAUAUUAGUUUAUAAAAUAUGCCAACCUGAAAUUAAAGCUGAAAAUGCUUAAUUUUGACCAACUGUGAGCAUGUGACUGUACUUUUUCAUUUUGUUAUGCUGUUUUGUUGAGGUCGUGUUCGGCCUGUAGUUACAGUUGGUGCUAUUAGCAAUAAACAUUUCACACCCAUCGUGAUGAUGUCUGUUAACUUGUGAAUGUAACUGUCUUGAAAAAAAGGAAUCUUGCAGUGAAGCUCAUUCCCGGGCAGUGGUCAGAAAAAAAGAGCUUUGACUUGAAGGGUUUUCCAAAGCCAAGACUAUGGAGUUGACUGUGGGAUCUUCAUGCUGAUGUCUGCUCUGUACGUGGCACUGGAUGCACCAUUUGACUAUACUAUACUCUGGCAAGCUAUUUGCACACUGGAGAGAGGAAGCCAAAGCUGUGCUUGAAGGACAACACGUGCCCAUUUUCAGACUGAAAAAAGCAAGAGUUCCAGGAAGUCAGUCAGGAGCCAGCAGUUGUUGAAGAUCUGCGUCCUGCUGUGCAGUGGGUUGUCCAAAAUAAGGCACUUUUCCGUGGACACGUAACAAUGCCAAAAUAUCUGUCCUUAAAUCAAGGGGACCAGCAGAGGGUCUUAAGAGACAUGUCAGAGGAAGAAGACACUGGAGCAAGGGACUUGUUCCUCUUUGUUUUUCAGUUUGCAGAGGACAUGGAGCUCUUUUUGAAAGCAUGUGCUGAUGAGCAGGGACUAAGGGUCAGUGCUAUGUUUGACAUGUAAUGGACAAAUAAAGGCACUGGCUGUUUGUUAUAUUUGUUUCUUUGUUUAAUAUGUCGUUGUUGUUGGUUUUUUUUGUUUUUGCAUAGUACAAAAUUCCAAAUAAACUUAUUUCAAAAUGUUGUUCACUUGAUUCUAUGUCCAUACUUUUAAUAAAGGAUUACAGUGUAACAGCAUUAAAUGUAAAUGUAACAGCAUAAGCACUCUGGGCUCUAUCCUGGCCAUUUGUGGCCACUUCACUUAUUCUUUU